UCCCGUCUUCCCUUUCGGUCCUUGCAGCUAAAGAACAAGGUCGUGAGAAAGGAAGGGCUUGGGGCGGUGCGGCCAUUUCUCCCGUCUUCGGACUCUGAGCUCUCGCAGGGCUUCCAGCAGCACCAUGCUGGGACAGAGCAUCCGGAGGUUCACGACCUCCGUGGUCCGCAGGAGCCACUAUGAGGAGGGCCCGGGGAAGAAUCUGCCAUUUUCAGUGGAAAACAAGUGGCGGUUACUCGCUAUGAUGACUUUAUACUUUGGAUCUGGGUUUGCUGCACCUUUCUUUAUCGUAAGACACCAACUACUUAAGAAAUAAGGAUGUUUGAAUUCAUCCAUUUAAUAGAUAUGAAGAACAUUUUAAGAGGCGCAGUCACAAUCUCUGGAAAAUGGAUCAAACUCUUAAAAUCAUAGCAUACUGAAUAUGUUUGUAAAUAAACUUAAGACCUGAAUGCA
Messenger RNA from Tupaia belangeri chinensis (Chinese tree shrew), 453 nucleotides. RefSeq names its product cytochrome c oxidase subunit 7C (gene COX7C). The transcript has 3 exons. Gene Ontology annotation, cellular component: respiratory chain complex IV. The record is from RefSeq and is a predicted model, not a curated record. NCBI's taxonomy places the organism in Eukaryota, Metazoa, Chordata, Mammalia, Scandentia, Tupaiidae. Gene Ontology annotation, biological process: mitochondrial electron transport, cytochrome c to oxygen. The coding region runs from base 125 to 316 and encodes 63 amino acids.